UCCCGGCUGUGCCUUCUUGUGGCCGGGGCGCUCGCCUCACCCUCUUACCCGGUCAAGUUCCACCAACUUAAUAACUUCAAGAUCGUUGGUGGCGAAGAUGCAAAGCCCGGAGAAUUUCCUUACCAGAUAAGCUUCCAGGAUCUCACUUAUGAAACACCUUUCCCCUUCUGCGGUGGUUCCAUUUACAAUGAGCAUUGGGUCAUCACUGCUGGUCACUGUGUCUACGGCGAAGACCUGGACAAGCCUGAUUACCUCCGAAUUGUGGCUGGUGAGCUCGAUAUGUCUGUGGAGGAAGGCACCGAACAGCAUAGAGCUUUGAAGAAAAUCGUCCUGCACGAAGAAUUCAACGGAUUCUAUUUAUACAACGACAUUUCCCUUCUUAUGUUGAGUGAACCCCUAGAGUUCGACGACUUCGUCUCGGCCAUUGAACUUCCAAAAAAGGGUCAGGAAUCCUCUGGUGACUGUGUUAUCACAGGCUGGGGCGCCUUGGAAGAGGGAGGCGCAGACCCCAACAUCUUACAGAAGGUGUCUAUCCCUAUCAUGCCAGACGAAGAUUGCCGCGCUGACUAUGGCGAGAGUGAGAUAACUGAUUCCAUGAUCUGCGCUGGUAUUCCUGAGGGAGGUAAGGAUUCCUGUCAGGGUGACUCUGGUGGACCCAUGGCUUGUAACAACGAAGACGGCUCCCGCUACCUGGCUGGCGUCGUGUCCUGGGGAAAUGGAUGUGCCCGUCCAAAGUUCCCUGGAGUUUACACUGAGGUGUCUUACUUCGUUGACUGGAUCGAGGAACAUACCCAAUAA
Molecule: messenger RNA, 798 nt
Organism: Homarus americanus (American lobster)
Lineage: Eukaryota; Metazoa; Arthropoda; Malacostraca; Decapoda; Nephropidae
Product: trypsin-1-like
Exons: 3
Biological process (GO): proteolysis
Molecular function (GO): serine-type endopeptidase activity
Source: RefSeq, a predicted model, not a curated record